AUGCAUGAUUUACAGGUCUUACAAAAUAAGGCUGCCAAAGUUAUCCUUGAUUUGCCCAACUAUGCUUCAUCUACCAACGCUCUAAAAACACUUGGUUGGCCUACCUUAUUUCAAGAGCGCCUUGUACAUAGAUACAUUACCACUUUUAAGUACAUCCACGGACUUGUAGAUCACAGUUUUAAUAUUUUGAGAAACUCAGACAUCCAUAGUUAUAACACUAGAAGAGGGACUGAUUUCCGUCUUCCUCUCGCUAAAAGGAAUUACGAAAGCAGAGACGUUUUUAAUCAAUGCGCUAAGGAAUGGACAUUUUAG
Molecule: messenger RNA, 312 nt
Organism: Porites evermanni
Lineage: Eukaryota; Metazoa; Cnidaria; Anthozoa; Scleractinia; Poritidae
Source: the annotation of a GenBank genome assembly